AUGAACAUUAAUGGAUUAUAUAACUUUGAAUAUAAUGUGAGCGGUAGAUGUUUUAAUAAUGAGAGAUUUUGCUAUCCAAAGAUUUUCGAGGAAGAAUUAAAGGAUUGGUUUUUAUUGCUUAAAGAUCCAAAUCUAUCAGGGAUUAGAACAAAGAAUUCUACAAUUAGUGGAUAUGCCAUAAAUAAUUCAACGAAAGAAAUACUUUUAAUUAACCUCAAAUCGAAUUUUAAUUCUACAGAUCUGAAUGAUAAUCCUUUUGCUUUCUUUUCAACUUCAAUAGAAGCUGCAUAUUUUUGGAUUAAUGGUGAUUAUGUUCAAAGGGGUCUAUUUGAUUCUUGA
Molecule: messenger RNA, 339 nt
Organism: Funneliformis mosseae
Lineage: Eukaryota; Fungi; Glomeromycota; Glomeromycetes; Glomerales; Glomeraceae
Source: the annotation of a GenBank genome assembly